UUGAGCUGGUAGUCAGGCCAGGGCCGGCCAGUCGUGGGAGUGACAGCCACCGCUUGGAGGCGUUUCAGCCCAGCCCUCGGGACAAUGACAGCUAGUGGAACUAGUGGAACCCACUUCAUGUGCAGAGCCUGACUGAAGCUCAGGCUUCGUCUCACCCCAGCUAAAACCCAAACCAAGCGCCGGCGGGUUGGAUUCGCUUGAUCAUUUGGCCACCCACUAACCCACGAGCUGUUUGACCCGAAAACCUGUUAGCCUCUGGGCGUGCCUGAUCCCGACCUGGCCCAGCCACUCAGCCAUUCCAUGAUUGGAUUGGGUCAUUAGCGCCCGCGGCCGGGCCCUCACUCCCAGCCCCCCGCCCCCCGCCUCCGCCUCCGUUAACCCCUAGUAUGAGGUGAACCUAGAUCCCACCGCCCGACCCCAUCAAUUUUGCCUCAGGUGGGUGGGUUCAACGGUUCAGCCCGCUCCAUUAGCUUGACUAUGAGUUGGACGCGUGGGGAUUCCCCGGCCUCACUGGCCAGGCCAGAGGGGGCAGGCCCGGGGCCGUCCGCUCACGACACCCUGGCCCAGCGGGCCUCUUCGGACUCCCGUCCCCUGGUCGAGCUGAGUGUGGCGCAAGUCUACGACAUGGCCGCCGAUAUCGGUCGUGAAUUCGAGUCGCUCAUCGAUGCCUACGGUCCCGAUUCCAUCACCGGGCUCAUGCCUAAGACCAUCUUAGCCUUGGAAUAUCUCGAAGCUUUCGCUUCAGAAAAUGACGCUCAAAUAACCGCCAUUGAAAGUCUUCAAUCGACCAUCAAGCAUUUGGAAUUAGAAGAUACCAAGAAAUAUGAGGAACGUCAACGCAGUGCUCGGGAAAUGGAACAAAUUGAAGAGCAUUACAAACAAGAAACCCGAGACCUGUUGGCCACUGUCAAGCGCUUGCAGGAUGAAAAUCGGAAAUUGGCCUCGUCUUUAGCCGCCGCCACCGAACGUGAUAGCGCCUUCUCGGAAGAUGAGGCCUACUUCGAAGUGGAUCUGGUGAACCGUCUUCAAUCUGUGAUUGAUAAGCAACGAGGUCAGAUAAAAAAAUUGGACCAAAACGCUCUGGACGUGAGAACUGAAAAUGAGGAGCUUAAAUGCUACAAUGACAAAUUGAAUGGCUGCACAAAAGAUCUUAGGCGUAAGAUUCGCUCCACCCAAACCCAACUGCACGAAAUGAUCGAUGAGCGCGCCGAAAUAACCGCCAAGUAUAACGAGGCUCAGCGUGACAUUCAGAUUCUGUCCAGACAUCUCGGGGAUGCCGCCAAAGAGUGUAAAGACCUGUCACAGGAGGCGGAUCACGCUAAAGGGAGACUCGUGUACUCGGAAAACGAUCCUAAUCGACCGCGGUUCAACUUGGCCGAAUUGAAAGAGAUUCUUCAGGAACGGAAUAGCCUCAAAGCUAAAGUGAGCGACUUACAAGACGAACUGGCCAUGUUUCGGCCUAGACCGGCCACCGAGGCCUCUGUGAACUCACCUCGACAUGGGUACAAAGUGCGAUUGAGUGGUGGUGGAGGAGGUGGUGGACUUGCCAAUUGCGAUUGUUCAUAUCAUUCCAAGAAUUUCAGCUCAGUUGAAAGUGACGAAGCCAUAGAAGCUCGAGAAGCCCAAUCAGAGGAUGACUUGAAAUCCUUGAAGUUUGAGGACCUCCCAGUCCAGGGUCCUCUUCCCGAAGAUCCGGAUGACGCACCGUGGAAAAGAGGCAACGAGUCGGGAAUUCGAAAACUAUUUCGUAAAGUAUUUGGAGUCAGCUCUGUCUCCUCCGGUUCCGGUCUUCCGCAUUCCAUAUCAACUCCAGUAUUGUGCCAAAAGGAUUUGGAAGCUUGCGAAACCUACAAAGCUAAUUCCGGUCAAGGAUUGAAGAAAUCAUUUUCGCGCUUUUCUUUCCUUUUGUCGUCUGCUUCUCAACAGGAACAAGAGGCGUUACAAGACGAGAAUUGAUUUUGCUUAUCUGUAGUUGUGCAGACAAAUCAGUUCACCUCCCCACAAUGCACCUCCUCUUCGUAGUCCCUGGAUAAGUUAUUAACCCUAGAUCUCGGUUGAGGCGAACCAAACUCUUAUAAAAGUCAAAAGCAACAUGACCUGAUCAAUCUUGGAUCAAGACCUCCCACAAGCUCUAAUAUCGCCUUGCAACUUUCUUGGUUGAUCGGGACAUCAUCAAGUCGUCAAUAUUAUGGUAGCUAUACUAAACCCCGAAUCUAGUCAAAUUGAACUCUGAACCGAAUUUUUCCCCCAAAUAUGUGAUUGAUUGUUGAGGAAUAUCUUUAUUUACAUUCUGAAUGCACUCUCAAAGUAUU
Tigriopus californicus is the source of this 2312-nucleotide messenger RNA. Its product is annotated as RILP-like protein homolog. Bases 478 to 1956 code for a protein of 492 amino acids. Gene Ontology annotation, cellular component: ciliary basal body; cytoplasm. Lineage: Eukaryota; Metazoa; Arthropoda; Copepoda; Harpacticoida; Harpacticidae. The record is from RefSeq and is a predicted model, not a curated record. Gene Ontology annotation, biological process: cilium assembly. The transcript is spliced from 9 exons. Gene Ontology annotation, molecular function: protein dimerization activity.